CUGUCAACUUUCCACGUAUUACAUUAUCGAUCGGUUCUGAUACAAUCGUUUCAUGUUGGUAGCGCGCUCUGUCUCUGCUGAUUUUACGAUAAAUAUAGAAGGAAAAUACCGGCUAAAAUUAGACUCCGGCGACUGGGACUGAUAUUUUUUCGAAUAGUUCCCAUCGCACAGAUAAUGGUGCGACACCGAAACAAUGUCGCAGACCGUUUACGAAAUGCUCGCUUUCGAAUUGACCCCUGUGCCCCGCGCAAUUAGCGACCUAAUCGGCAUCAAAAUAAACAGCGGCGUGUGGAACGGCGCGCUGUGGAUCUUCCUCAUUUGGUCUGUUUUUCACUUGGCAUUUGACGUAUCUUUUAACAAGAUCCUGAGAAGAAAUGACUACAAACCGCAUAUUUGCUCCAGACUGACCAACAGCCUCUGGUUGCUGGUAACGUACAUCUUCUUCUUUUCCUAUUUCUUGAAGCUAGUUCUUAAAUACCAUCUAGACGUGUUCAAUUGGAAAAGCAAAUUUCUACAACCGUUUUCAAAUGCACCUGCUGACAUUUCAGUAGGAAUCCUAGUUUUAAGCAUGUUUUAUCUCCAUAUGCUGUUGUACCAGAUCACGAGAUUGGACAAAUCGGAAUCAGUAUUGAGAUAUUUUCUAAUGUUUACUAUAUACACGAUAUAUUAUUCUAGCGGAAAAAUAGAAAUGCCUUUAGUUUUAGCUGUUUUUAUUAGUGGUGCUGAGAUUCUGACUGAACUAAUAAGGGUAGUUUUCUGUCUAUUGACAGAAAUAGAUACGUGGCCUAACAAAUGUAUAAAAGGAGUGUUUCUUUUUGAUCAUCUAGUCUGGAUUGUAAUGUAUAUUAUAAUAAUUCCUUUGCGUUUGAUGCUUACUCCAAUGAAAAGACUAUGGUAUGAUUUUAAACUUUGCCAGGCUGUAGUAAUUUCGGUUUUAGUGGUUUGGUUUGUUAGUAAUUUAUACGAAUCAGUUUUAUUAAAAUGGUUUUCUCACUGGUUGGAAAAAAGCAAAGAAGAAAAGUAUUCCAUGUUCUCGGAAAACGCCAUAGAAUUUGCUCUGUUCGAUAGGCGUACUGAUUCUGCAUUUUACUAUAAAAUUUUGAGAAACGAAAUGAAAAUUAGAGAAGACGAGAUGAUGUCCAAAAGAAAACCUAAAAGCAGAAAUGUGCUUUUCCAAACAAUCAAAUGUAUGCUAGCAAUUAAAAGAAAAAAGAAUGAAAAGAAAGAUAAUGCUGAUGAACUAAAUAGCGACGAAACAAAUGAAGACGAAACGGAUGAAGAAAGUAUUGAACAAGAUAUCGAAAAUUCUUACAAUGAAGAAGAUAAUUUCCAAGAAGGAAAACUCGUGAUAAAACUACAGAAAAGUGAGAGUACCAUUGAAGACAUCCCACCUUCAGAAUGUCCAGAUACUCAGAUCUCUAUUCAGAAUGAUAUCUCUGAACUAGAUUCAGAAGAAAAACUUCUGUAAUUUGAUCUUAUUGAAGAAAAUUAUAAAAACUAUUUUUGUGAAUUUGAUUAACUAAUAAAGUUGUAUAUA
This is a messenger RNA of Sitophilus oryzae (rice weevil), 1537 nucleotides long. RefSeq lists its product as uncharacterized. Bases 194 to 1468 code for a protein of 424 amino acids. The record is from RefSeq and is a predicted model, not a curated record. NCBI's taxonomy places the organism in Eukaryota, Metazoa, Arthropoda, Insecta, Coleoptera, Curculionidae. The transcript has 8 exons.